GAGUCUGAACCCGAAAUGAAGGUUCUCUUCAUCUUCACCCUCUUCCUGAUUUCAGCAGGUGGAGGAGAAUCAAAGAGAGUGAUGGGAUAUUUAGGAGGAGGAGUCCUCAUCAAGUGUAGAUAUGAGACACAAUACACAUCAAACCCAAAAUACCUCUGUGAGGGUCCAUGGCCCUGCAUGACAAAGCCAAUUUGGACAGACGCUAAAAAUGAGUGGAUAAACAGUGGAAGAUUCUCACUGUUUGACGACACCAGAGCUUCACAGUUCUGGGUGAUGAUCAGGGAGCUCACUGUAGAGGAUUCUGGAACGUACAAGUGUGGAGUUUGGAAAUCUGGCAUUGAUGUCUACACACCAGUGGAACUGAAGGUAGAGGAAGAUCUGUCCUACGAGAACAGCAUCAGUGUGGUUGGCCGUGUAGGAGGAAACGUGAACAUCAGCUGCAAAUACCCACAAUCCCACAGCAAUGACCCCAAGUUUCUCUGUAAGAGAGUGGGCACUGCUGACUGUAAUUAUAAAACAUCAGUUAAAUUUAAUAAAUCAUGGAUAGACAAUGGAAAAAAUUCUCUGUUUGAUGAUGGAAAGCAGAUCUUCACUGUGAUCAUCAACAGUCUGACUGAGGGAGACUCUGGUGAAUACUGGUGUGGAGCUGAAUCAGACUGGACAUCUGACCAUGGAUACAAGGUCUAUAUCACCCAGAUCAACCUCAGAGUUACUGUGCAAGAACUUCCAGCAACAUUAUCUUCUUUAUCACCAUCAAGCACAACUCCACAGAGCACAGAAUCUAACCUUUCUUCAAGAGCUAACACCACUGGAAAAUCCUCACUGAGGACAAACACAUCAACAGCAAUUCCAGCUUCUUCUGUGAUCACUGUUUGUGUGAUUCUGGUGCUGCUUCUGAUUGGACUCUUCAUUUUCAUUUUACGAAAAAGACUCAGGCCUCAAGACCCAGCAAGAGCCUCAACCCAACCCCUCAGAAGCUCCUCGAGCAAUUACAUGGUUUCCCUUAAAGACACCAGACGCCUUCCUGGGUCUGACACUGGCGUGUCCACAGUCUACUCUACUGCUCACCUACCUACAAACCCACCAGAGCCUUCUCAGACUGUGUAUGAUAAUGUCCAGUUAUUUACAAACCCCUCAGAACCUUCUCAGACUAUUUAUGAUAAUGUCCAGCACCUCGGAAACAGCAUGCAUGGAGGUGGACAGCUCCUCAUCCAGCAGAUCCGGAAUCAUAGGCUUGAGGAGGGAGACGGUGAGGAAGGUGAGAAGAUACUGAGCAGACCCAGCAAGAGCCUCAACCCAACCCCUCAGAAGCUCCUCGAGCAAUUACAUGAUAAAGCAUGA
Molecule: messenger RNA, 1341 nt
Organism: Pygocentrus nattereri (red-bellied piranha)
Lineage: Eukaryota; Metazoa; Chordata; Actinopteri; Characiformes; Serrasalmidae
Product: polymeric immunoglobulin receptor-like
Exons: 9
Coding region: 16-1341 (441 amino acids)
Source: RefSeq, a predicted model, not a curated record